This is a messenger RNA of Beauveria bassiana ARSEF 2860, 1308 nucleotides long. RefSeq lists its product as uncharacterized. Lineage: Eukaryota; Fungi; Ascomycota; Sordariomycetes; Hypocreales; Cordycipitaceae. Bases 1 to 1308 code for a protein of 435 amino acids. The record is from RefSeq and is a predicted model, not a curated record. The transcript has a single exon.
AUGUCUGACCUUGAUGAAAGAGUCUUUUUCUUCCAAGCAAUGGAUUUUCUCGACACUUUGCUUUUACUGGCUUUUCUCUGCUUUCCUCAAAACGCAAUUGGCUAUAUACGUGAUAAUUCGAAAAAUUCACUCGGUAUCACUACGAGGACUUACGACAACAACACCUUGGCCAAUUUGCUUGAAAGAACUACAAAUACACACUAUGAUGGAUUCCCAAAUUUCAGAAACAGCUACAUUGCCGAGUUUCCGGCAAACAGCUGCGUUGAUCGAAUAGCAGAAGUGGUUUCAGAUUGCAGCGAUUGGCACGGGCCUCAACAUACGUAUGAUAGGAAGAAACACGACAUCAUUCUCGUUGGACUUGAUGAUGUUGCCCCUGAUGGCUGGACACUGACUGUUCAGAUUGGUUCAUGGAUAUGGCACAUUAACAGGGGAGAUCUAUCGGCGACUGGUUGGGACACAAAACUGUUCGACUUUUUCUUCAUCGUGCCAAAAUCGGAAAUGUCCUCUGUUGUUGUAUCGGCUACAAAAUCACCAGAUCCAGGGGUAUGGUGGUAUCCUUGUUUGAGGACAGUCGGCAUCCUUGACUACAUCGACGUGCCAAACGAUCAGGCAAAGUUUCUAGCAUUCAAAACCUCAAGACAAACAUUUCGGGACACGUUGAAUUCAUGGCAGAACGCAGGCACAAACCCUGUUUACAUGGACGAAACAUUCGGAAUAAGACACUUCAACCUGCUAGCCAUGUCAUAUUGCGUGGGCCUGCAAGAUGCCGAGGCAUUCACCGACUGCUAUCUGGACGUCGCGGGCACAUCGAUUACUGACAGAGGUCCUCUUCAGGAGCAAAGCAAACACAAUGGAGCAUUUUAUCCGCAUCGCCCUGGGAGGCCGACCUAUAUUGGGGAUCUUGGAUUGUGGAAUUUCCGCGACGGUAGCCAUUCAGGAUCCAGGUGGUGCCUAACAUGUUCCAAACUGGAUGAAGAGACGCGCUUCAGCUUUAUCAAGCUGCUGCAAAUCGUUGCGCAAGCAGUGGGCAUCAUUGGCACAGCCCUCACAGGGGAUAUUCCGGCAGUGAUACUUGCGACUGCAGGGACAAUCACAGAUUCGUUGCUCUUAGCGGGAGUUAUAGGGCGGAGUGACCAGGAAAUAGUCGAAGCGGUAAAGGACAUUGGCGGUGCUUCGAUCAAAACUUUGACAAGCGAUCAAGCAAGAUUGCUCGGCCAAAAGUGGGUUGAUGAACUGAGAAACCAAGGAAAACCAAUACAUUUCAAGACUGCUCAACAAAUACUGAACUUGAAUAGAAAACAUAUUUAA